AUGCGUGUGCUGUUUUGGAAUAUUAAUGGGAUUGUGCGUGAUGAGGCACAAUGUAAACUUCAAGAAUUAGUUAGAGUUCAUAAGCCUGAUAUUAUUGGCAUUUCUGAGCCUAGAGUGUCUUUCUCCUCUAGAUCUAUGCGACGCUUUAAGAUUGAAGGUUUUCAUAAUUCAAUAAUUCAUAAUUCUACUGAUUCUUCUGUUGGGAAUUUGUGGGUUAUGUGGUCUCUGAAUCUUUCAGAACCAGCGGUGUUAAAUAUGUCAAGGCAAGCUAUUUUUAUUUCAGUUGAUGGAGUGUAUAUUUCUUUGGUCCAUGCGAGCUCGGUUCAAACUACCAGGACAAAUCUUUGGCAACAAUUGAAUAUGGGAUCACAACAGGUUCCGUGGUUAGUUUUGGGUGACUUCAAUUGUGUCUUACGUAAUGAAGAAAAAAAGGGUGGUGCUACUCCAAGAAUAUCAGUUGUUAAUGAAUUCAGUGACUGGAUUGAUGACAAUAGUAUCUUUGAAGCUGAAGCUUUGGGGUGUAAGUUCACUUGGUGCAAUAGACAGUCUGGAGCUCAUAGAAUUGUGAGAAAGUUAGACCAUGGUGUGAUCAACGAAUAUUGGAUGGAACGUUUUGAGAAUUGGCGGCGUGAAGCUCUUCCCAGGGAAGUUUCUGACCAUUCCCCUCUUAUUGGUUAUCCUUUUGUGAAUACUAGACCUAGAAGAGCUCCUUUUCAGGUCCAGAAGAUGUGGUUUUUACAUCAUGAUUUUAUGAGAAUGGUGCGUGAUAGCUGGAAUGCUCCUUUGGUUGGAUCUCCGGCUUUUAUUUUUCCUCAAAAAUUGAAGCGGCUUAAGGUUGAGAUGAAGUUGUGGAAUCAAUUGGUUUUCGGCAAUGUCCAUGUUAGAUUAAAACAAGCGCAACUCAGGCUUGAAGAGGCUAUUAGGGUGAUGGAUGAUGACCCUUCAGAUGUUCAUAAGAAAAAUGUAAUGAAGGAUGCUCAGGGACAUGAUUGUGGAUUACUAUCAGGCAAAAUUCAAUGGGGUAAUUCAGUUCUGGUGGAUUCUCUCUUUGAUUAUGAGCAUGAGAGUAUUUCUAUGGAGGAGAGUAUUUUUAUGGAUCGUUUGCCAACUGGAGAUGAAAUUCGUGAAGCUGUCUUUGACUCGGGUGCGGAUAGUGCGCCAGGGCCUGAUGGCUUGUUGUUGCUUUUGACCAAGGAGAGGGGUGCUAAUACUCUAAGGAACUUUAGAUCAAUUGGUCUUAGUAAUUUCUUUUUCAAGAUUUUUACUAAGAUUCUUGCUACUCGGUUAGGAAGUGUCCUAGGUAAUAUAGUUUCAGAGGAACAAGUGGCUUUUAUGAAGGGUCGUAAUAUCCAUGAGAAUAUUAGUCUAGCUUCGGAAAUGGUGAAUGAGUUGCAAAUUAAGCGCAAGGAAGGUAAUGUUGUCUUAAAUCUUGAUAUCAUGCAGGCUUUUGAUACUACCGGAAGGUUUUUCAGUAUUGAUCGAGGUUUGAGGCAGGGGGAUCCUUUAUCGCCUUUGAUUUUUGUGUUGAUUGAAGAUGUUCUGAGCCGUAAUAUCACGAAAUUAUUUCAUGAGAAAAAGAUGACAACUCAUGUUACUAGAAAAGGUAUCUCUCCUACUCAUUUAUUUUUUGCCGAUGAUAUCGUGAUUUUUUGUAAAGGGAAUAUGAAGAGUUUGGAAAACUUGGUUAAUCUUCUUGGUUCUUAUCAACGUGAUUCGGGUCAAACUGUUAGCCGUGAAAAGAGAAAAAUCUAUUAUGGAGGAGGUUCUCUGAAUAGGAGAACAACUAUUGCUGAAUUUUUAGGCAUGCCAAUUGCCACUUUUCCUGAUAGAUACUUGCGGGUGAAGGUUAUGCCAUGGGCGGUCAAAUAUCACCAUAUUAGUAAUGAGGUUGAGAAGAUUAAAAAUCAGCUGGCAGGUUGGAAUGGGAGGAUGCUAUCUUUUCAAGACAGGGUGGUGCUGGUCAAGUCGGUGAUAGCAAGUUAUUCAAUUCAUAAUAUGGUUGUUUACAAGUGGCCUAGAAAAUUUGUUCAUCAAUGUGAAGUUGUUAUUCGUAAUUUCUUAUGGUCUGGGGAUUCUCAGGUGAGUAGACGUUUUGUGGUUGCCUAUGAUAAGAUUUGUGCUCCUUACAAUGAAGGGGGUCUUGGGAUUACUCAAAUGGUGGUUAUGAACAAAGCCAUGCUCAUGAAAUUGUGCUGGAAUAUUUGUAACUCGAAAAAGGCUUGGGCAAGAUAUCUUCGCGCUAAGUUCUUUGGUCACAAUGGUAAGCUGGUAGGUUACAUUAAAUCUUCCAUUUUCCCAGGUUUUAAAUGGGUGCAUGGUGAAGUUCAGUUUAAUUCCAAGAGGCUGAUUGGAGAUGGUCGGAGUACUUCUUUGUAUUUUGAUGCCUGUGAAUGUAUUCAUGAUGGGGCAUGGGUUUUCAAUGACAAUGUGCCUGAAAAUUUGCUUGUUGCUGGUGUGGAUUUGAAAAAUCUACCAAUGCCAAUGGGAGGUGAUGAUUAUAGCGUUUGGAAUCCAGACUACAAAGGGAGGUUUUCUGUCAGUUCGGCCAAAGACCUAAUCAGGCGAAGAUAUCCUUCUUUGGAAGGAAGCAACUUGUUGUGGAGGCAGUCUGUGCAUCCUGCACUUGCGGCUAGGAAUUGGAAGCUGCUUCGUGGAUCAUGUGCAACCUUAGAUAAGGUGAAAUCAAGAUUCAAAUUUCAGGUGGUAAAUAAAUGUUGCUUAUGCAACCAGCAAGAAGAAACGUUGGAACAUAUCCUGUGGUCGUGUAGCUCUGCAGUGCGUGCUUGGGACUGGAUUUCAGGAGUUUUUGUCAUUUCUCCACAACAAAAUAUAGUUACUUGUUAUAAGGCUGCAAAAAGUAGAAGUCGCAUGGUCAAAGACUUGUGGCUAUUAGCUAUUUUGGUAAUCAGGUCAGAAUUGUGGAUGACUCGUAAUGGGUUUGUCUCUGGUAAUCAAAGGGUUUGUUGGCUUUACUUUCAAAAGAAAAUCUUUAACCAGAUUCAGGAUUAUUCUACAAGGCUUAAGGGUUGUAUGUUUAAUAUCCAAGCUGAUCUCCAAGUUCUCUCUUUCUUCAGAGUUCGUCAUAGAAAGGUUAAACAUGAUGUUCCAAAAGAGUGCUAUUGGGAGCCUCCGAGGAAUGAUGAGUUGAUGCUAUGUUGUGAUGGUGCAGCUCGCGGAAACCCUGUUAGAGCAGGCGCUGGUGUAGUUGUUCGUGAUGCCAACGCUGUUGUGGUUGGUGCUAUGAGUGUUGGUUUUGGCGUACAGACUAAUUACUUGGCAGAGGUUUUUUGUGUGAUUGUUGUCUUAGAAUGGGCUAGCAAGUUUGGCGUUGGAAAAAUUUGCAUUCGGACAGACUCUAUGAGUGCAGUGUUAGUCUAUUCUGGUGAUAUCAAUGGUAUUCCAUGGUUUCUUAGGCCAAGAUGGGUUGCAGUAAAAUCUAGAUACAAUUCAAUUCGUUUUGUGCACACUUAUAGGGAGGCAAAUUUUGCAGCUAAUUACAUGGCAAAAAGAGGCUGCUUGUUGGAGGAAGGUGAAGGGCUAAGCUAUGACAACAAGCCUGAUUUCAUUUUAUCUAUUGAAUUACCAAAUGUAACUUAUUUUGGUUUUAAUUUGGUUGUAAGUUUUUUGGGGUUCUCUGCCUCUUUUAUUACAACUUCUCUUGUAAAUCUUGUUAUUCAUUAA
This is a messenger RNA of Papaver somniferum (opium poppy), 3681 nucleotides long. RefSeq lists its product as uncharacterized. Gene Ontology annotation, molecular function: RNA-DNA hybrid ribonuclease activity; nucleic acid binding. Bases 1 to 3681 code for a protein of 1226 amino acids. The transcript is spliced from 5 exons. The record is from RefSeq and is a predicted model, not a curated record. Lineage: Eukaryota; Viridiplantae; Streptophyta; Magnoliopsida; Ranunculales; Papaveraceae.